AUGAUCCCUACAGAGAACAAUGUUGGUAUCCAGAAGAGGUUGAAUGUGGAGAUAGAGUUAUUCCUGAAGACAAUGGAAAUGGCGAUGGUGGCGGCGGCGGCGGCGGCGGCGGUGGUGGAGGAGGCGGCGGUGGUGGAGACGGUGGCGGUGGAGGCGAUGGCGGCGGUGGAGAACUGCAACCAAUUCUACAAAUGCGCCCACGGUGUCCCAGUAGCGAUGCGUUGCCCUGGCAAUCUCCUAUACGAUCCCUACAGAGAACAAUGUUGGUAUCCAGAAGAGGUCGAAUGUGGAGACAGAGUUAUCCCUGAAGACAACGGAAAUGGCGAUGGCGGCGGCGGUGGAGGCGAUGGCGGCGGUGGAGGUGGCGGCGGUGGUGGAGGCGGCGGAGGAGGUGGUGGUGGAGGUGACGGCACCUGUAAUUGCAACCCUGGUGAAGCUCCUUCCAUUUGUGCCGCUCCAGACUCCGACGGUAUCUUAGUAGCCCACGAAAACUGCAACCAAUUCUACAAAUGCGCCCACGGUGUCCCAGUAGCGAUGCGUUGCCCU
Messenger RNA from Papilio xuthus (Asian swallowtail), 546 nucleotides. RefSeq names its product peritrophin-1-like. Gene Ontology annotation, molecular function: chitin binding. Gene Ontology annotation, cellular component: extracellular region. The annotation marks the transcript as partial. NCBI's taxonomy places the organism in Eukaryota, Metazoa, Arthropoda, Insecta, Lepidoptera, Papilionidae. The transcript is spliced from 3 exons. The record is from RefSeq and is a predicted model, not a curated record.